AUGGCAUUCUCUGGUGCUUUGGUUUUGGCCUCAUUGAUUGCAAUCAGCAUGGCCCUGCCAACCCUCGCAACCGUCUACACCGUGGGAGAUUCUUCAGGUUGGGCGAUUGGUGCAGAUUAUAGUUCAUGGACUGGUGGCAAGACCUUCUAUGUGGGUGAUACUGUGGUGUUCAACUAUGGAGCUGGACACACAGUGGAUGAAGUUAAAGAGAGUGACUACAAAUCCUGCACCGCAGGGAAUUCAAUCAGUACAGACAGUAGUGGUGCAACCAAAAUUACCCUCAAGACUGCAGGCAAUCAUUACUUCAUAUGUUCUGUUCCUGGACAUUGCUCUGGUGGCAUGAAACUUGCCCUCACUGUCAAAGCAGGAAAAGACACCACUCCUUCAACUGGGAAGGCUUCACCUUCUGACGACGGCACCGCCACCACAGCCACACCAACCACCACCACCACCACCACUGCAACUAAAUCAAACUCGGCUUCAACGAGUAUUGUGACAUCAACUGUUGCCAUGUUGAUUGUUUCAUGGAUCACUCACUAUGCCUUGCGCCUGGUAUAA
Sphenostylis stenocarpa is the source of this 558-nucleotide messenger RNA. NCBI's taxonomy places the organism in Eukaryota, Viridiplantae, Streptophyta, Magnoliopsida, Fabales, Fabaceae. The record is from the annotation of a GenBank genome assembly.